Molecule: messenger RNA, 1466 nt
Organism: Ochlerotatus camptorhynchus
Lineage: Eukaryota; Metazoa; Arthropoda; Insecta; Diptera; Culicidae
Exons: 2
Coding region: 75-1466 (463 amino acids)
Source: RefSeq, a predicted model, not a curated record
CGAAGGGUGAACCAAACACCAAUUUAUUAUUUAAGUACUUUUGCAUAGAGCUACGACGGUUAAAGGAUACUGGAAUGAACAUUGAUGGAAAAAUGUACUCGGUGUCAUUACUACAAGUAAAUCUUGAUUCCGUGGCGAGGUGCAAAGUACAGAACAUGAAGCAAUACAACGGAUUAUAUGGUUGCACAUAUUGCCUACAUCCAGGAGAAACAAAAGUUUCGAAUAAUUCGAGAUGUUAUCCCAACAUGCAUAAUGUACGCAAACGAGAAGACACACCCACAAGACAGUUGAUGGAAGAAGUAUCUACCACAGGCAUAGAGAAGCUUGGGGUGAUGGGAAAAUCUGUAUUUACUUUUUUGCCUGAUUUUGAUAUCAUCGACUGCUUUCCUCCAGAUUAUAUGCACGCAAUAUUGCUCGGCGUAAUGAAACAGUUGUGGAGUUUAUGGACGGAAAGUGAAAAUCAUAAGCAACCUUUCUACAUUGGUAACCGCUUGAAGGGAGAAAUUGAAAAGAGAAUGUUGAGCUUUAGACCUCCUAGUGUUUUUCCUAGAUAUCCGCGGCAGUUGAAGGAAUAUAAGAAAUACAAGGCGAAUGAGUGGGAAGCUGUUCUUCUCCAUUAUUUAUAUCCGGCCGUUACUAAUAUUUUACCAAAACAAUUUCUUGACCAUGUCAUGUUGCUAUCAUCAUCGAUUCACCAGUUAUUAGACCCAAAAUUGAACGAAGCCACGAUACAUUCAUGCGAAAUGAACUUAAACAUGUUUCUGCAGCAAUUUGAAACACUAUAUGGUAAAGAUAACAUGUCGUAUAAUGUUCAUUUAACGGGACACAUCAUCGAAGCUGUUUACAAUUUUGGAGCCUUAUACAAUUUUUCGUUAUUCCCAUAUGAGUCAGGAAACGGAAUGCUCCUCGGGUUCCGAACUGGCAAUAAAAGUCCACUUGUGCAAAUCGAAAGGAAAUAUUAUAUGAACAAGUUAUGCCACCGCAACUAUCUUGAUUUAAAUCCAGAUGUGAAAAAUUGGAUUCAAACUUUAUGGUCAAAACAGAAAAGCUCUGUUCAGUACGAUCCAAAAGGAAUAUAUAUCUUAAAUGAUAAUCUUAUGUUUGAUGCAGACGUAGUCGAAAGAUCGUUUAGCGUCCAUGGUAAAAUGUAUUCUAAAAGUUUUAAUGUAUGUACCAAACAAACAUGCCAUGCACACAAAUAUGAUGAUUCAUGGGUUUACAUAAACGAAAAUUUCUACGCCAUUGUAGAAAUUUUAUGUGAUCAGAAUAAUAUUGUUUACAUUGCUGGGCAACAACUGCACUCCAAAAAGUUAUGCCAUAAUAUUUAUUCAUAUGAACUAACAAAUAUUAUUAAAGUAAUGCGAGUCAACGACACAUUUCGUCAAUGUAUAAAUAUGUGCAUAAAAAUGAACGAUCGAUCAUUGCAGUUUAUUUCUAAAUGUAAAAUCCGUACACAAAUUGAUUGA